AUGCCAUUCGCAGAUGCAUGCUUGGUCAAGCCAAAUUAUGAUGUUUGCUCAGAGGCCCCGUGUGAACAGCAGUGUACAGAUAACUUUGGUCGGGUUCUGUGCACAUGUUACCCUGGGUACCAGUACGACCGGGAGAGACACAAGAACAGAGAGAAGCCAUAUUGCUUAGAUAUCGAUGAGUGUACACUGAAGAAUCAGACGACCUGUUCUCAGAUCUGCAUCAACAGUGUGGGAAGUUACAAGUGCGAGUGUCAUGAAGGUUAUUUCUUGGAAGAGGAUGGUAAAACCUGCACCAGGGGAAAUCAAGGAGAAUUUGAACAAUCCAACAACGUGCUAAAACCAGGAAUUUGCUCGGAUACUUGUAAGGAAUUUAACCAAAUAAAACAGACCGUCUUACAGCUGAAACAGAAGCUGGCAUUAUUGCCGAAUAGCAUUUCUGAAUCCAGCAAACAUAUCACAGCUGAUAAAGUGUUGGCUUCCACCAUGUAUGUUCAGGGACCCCCUGGGUUACCGGGAGCGCAAGGACCUCCAGGUUUACCUGGUCCAAAAGGAAGUGCCGGGCAGCAGGGUCUACCUGGACCACCAGGUCCUCCAGGUCCUCGAGGGUUCAUGGGACCAAUGGGUCCUUCACCAGAAAUAUCUCAUAUUAAACAAGGGAGGAGAGGACCCGUGGGUCCUCCGGGAGCACCAGGGAAGGAUGGAUUGAAGGGUGACCGAGGAGCUCCAGGACCAAGAGGACUUCCGGGCCCCCCAGGUUCCUUCGAUUUCUUGUUACUAAUGAUGGCCGACAUCCGGAACGACAUUGCAGAGCUACAGGACAAAGUGUUUGGACGCCGAUCACAUUCCUCCGCUGAAGAUUUUCCUUUACCUCAAGAGUUUUCCAACCAUCAUGACUCAGUGGACUUUGGUUCUGGAGAGGACUAUAAACAGAGAACUGUGUCAAAGAACCUAAAAACAGACAAAACAAAUCAUCAUUAACCAACGA
Messenger RNA from Bufo gargarizans (Asiatic toad), 985 nucleotides. RefSeq names its product collagen and calcium-binding EGF domain-containing protein 1-like. Lineage: Eukaryota; Metazoa; Chordata; Amphibia; Anura; Bufonidae. The transcript has 9 exons. The record is from RefSeq and is a predicted model, not a curated record. Gene Ontology annotation, molecular function: calcium ion binding. The coding region runs from base 1 to 978 and encodes 325 amino acids.